GAAAAAUUAGUAUUUUACAGGCUAAAGGGAAGUGGUGAAUAUGACAAGUUUUUUGAUGAAGGAAUUUAUAACUGUGCUGGUUGUGGAACUCCAUUGUAUAAAUCCUCAACCAAAUUUGACUCUGGCUGUGGUUGGCCUGCUUUCUUUGAGGGUCUUCCAGGGACGAUAAAUCGCUCUCCAGAUCCAGACGGAAGGAGGACGGAGAUUACAUGUGCUGCUUGUGGUGGACAUCUUGGUCAUGUUUUCAAAGGAGAAGGUCACAAGACACCCACAGAUGAACGCCACUGUGUCAACAGCGUUUCUGUCAAGUUUAACCCUGCAAAUACCUGAUCUGUUUUACUCUGAAAAUGGUGUCAUUUUCACCUUACCUUAAGGACUUGGCAAAUGGAAGAGGGCUGAAGCAAAUGUUUGUGAACAUGUUUAUGUUUAGUCUUGAAUGAAUAAUAGAGAUUCAUAUAACCGAUAUUAAACUAUUUCAAGACUGAAGUAUUUUCGUUUAUUGAUAUGUAUGUGGCUAUUCAAAGUCUAUAAACACAACCUAUAUCAACCAUUAUGGUUCGAGUUAGGAAUCACUCAAAACAAAUUGCUUCUUUGGGUACUUCUCCUUAGCUUUGUAAAACUUUUGGGUGGUAGAUUUAUUCACUGCAUACCCGCGCAUCAA
Messenger RNA from Solanum pennellii, 661 nucleotides. Its product is annotated as peptide methionine sulfoxide reductase B5-like. The annotation marks the transcript as partial. The transcript has 2 exons. Gene Ontology annotation, molecular function: peptide-methionine (R)-S-oxide reductase activity. Gene Ontology annotation, biological process: response to oxidative stress; protein repair. NCBI's taxonomy places the organism in Eukaryota, Viridiplantae, Streptophyta, Magnoliopsida, Solanales, Solanaceae. The record is from RefSeq and is a predicted model, not a curated record.